Hipposideros armiger (great roundleaf bat) is the source of this 6699-nucleotide messenger RNA. RefSeq names its product R-spondin 2 (gene RSPO2). NCBI's taxonomy places the organism in Eukaryota, Metazoa, Chordata, Mammalia, Chiroptera, Hipposideridae. The record is from RefSeq and is a predicted model, not a curated record. The transcript has 6 exons. Bases 1345 to 2076 code for a protein of 243 amino acids.
AAGUUGAAUUCAGGAGACACUGAGGGUGCGGGAAGGGAGGACGAUUAUGAAUGGAAAAGACUUCAGUGGAAAGUGAACUUCUCUGUCAAGAAGCAAGGUCCCGAUUUCUUGAGUAUGGCAAGCAAGAGAUAAGAGGUUUUUUGGUAAGCUUUCCCGGAGAAGAAACAAAGUGAAGACAUAACACUUCUGGGGAUAAAGCAAAAGCUACUGGAAAUACCAUUUCACUACCUAAACUGAGGGCGCGUUGCCGUUUUAGCCUGCGCUAACAGAUCUUCCUGUAAAACAAGCCAAGGAGUAAAUGAAAAAGUGGCAGAGGUGUGGCAUCUUUCGGGAUGCGGCACAAAUUGGGACUCCGCUUGUCAGAAGCAGCAGUCCCGGCCGGGAGCACGGGAAGGAAGGCCUUCAAGAAGCCAUCAGUCAGUCAGAUCCUCCUGCAGGAAGGUCAGCACUGAGGUGGGAACCGAACCCGCAGCGCCCGAGAACGCGUCUUGCGGGUGAAGCCAGCUGGGCUCCCGGGCCUUGCAGGAUCAGGGGGCGCCUCCGUCCCAGGUACUCUUCAGUUUGGCCACCCACUCCAGGGAAGCCGGGAGGGGAUUCGCUUGGGGUUAGGCUCGCUGGAGGCUGUCAGCUCUCUUUAGGACCUCAGGGAAACCUGAGAUUUUCUGGCUUUAGGACCCAGGAACUCCGAGGCAGCUUCGACUGAGAUGCCUUGGACCACAGCACCACCUACUUAUAGAAGCAUCCCGAGCCUCAGCCCGGCGGCAUCUCCGUCGGAAAGUGCGCUCGCCACAUCCCUCCGGCCUCGCGUGAGCGUUCUGGCUCCCACAGCUUGAACAGCGAGAAACCUUAGCUGGGGAGCAGCUGUGGAGAGAGCUCGGGAAACCGCCCCGUGGGAUAGGGACCCAGAGAGCGAGAGCGGGCGUGCCGCUGGCCGGAGGCUCGCGCUCACCGGCGUGGACGCAGCAUCCCAGAGGCUGCGGACGCGCCCGCCUCGCCGCGCUCCCGCCGGGCGCCGCCAGCCCAGAGGACCCUCCGCGCACUUCGAACCCGAGGCGGCCGCCGCAGCCCGGAGCUGCCACGCGCUUCCGUUGGGUCUCGGCAAACUUUUCCCCAGCCCACGUGCUAGCGAGGCGGCUGCCUUCCGGAGCCCGGGAUGGAGCGCAGCUCCUAGGCACGCCGCUCCGCCCGAGACGUUCACGUCGGGAAGAUGCUGACGGUGCCGAACUGAGCACUGGCGACUCUCCCUCUGCGUCUUCUCCAGCGGCGCGGUCCGCGCCGGCUCCUCUGAUGAGCGCUCCAGUUCCCCGACUUUGAGAGGCGUCUCUCCCCUGCCCGGCCGCCCAGAUGCAGUUUCGCCUCUUCUCCUUUGCCCUCAUCAUCCUGAACUGUAUGGAUUACAGCCACUGUCAAGGCAACCGAUGGAGACGCAGUAAACGAGCUAGUUAUGUAUCAAAUCCCAUUUGCAAGGGUUGCUUGUCUUGUUCAAAGGACAAUGGGUGCAGCCGAUGUCAACAGAAGUUGUUCUUCUUUCUUCGAAGAGAAGGCAUGCGCCAGUAUGGAGAGUGCCUGCACUCCUGCCCAUCAGGGUACUAUGGACACCGAGCCCCAGAUAUGAACAGAUGUGCCAGAUGCAGAAUAGAAAACUGUGAUUCUUGCUUUAGCAAAGACUUUUGUACCAAGUGCAAAGUAGGCUUUUAUUUGCAUAGAGGCCGUUGCUUUGAUGAAUGUCCAGAUGGUUUUGCACCAUUAGAUGAAACCAUGGAAUGUGUGGAAGGAUGUGAAGUUGGUCAUUGGAGUGAAUGGGGAACAUGUAGCAGGAAUAAUCGCACGUGUGGAUUUAAAUGGGGUCUGGAAACCCGAACACGGCAAAUUGUCAAAAAACCAGCAAAAGACACGAUACCAUGUCCAACCAUUGCUGAAUCCAGGAGAUGUAAGAUGGCCAUGAGGCAUUGUCCGGGAGGGAAGAGAGCGCCCAAGCCCAAGGAGAGAAAGAACAAGAAGAAGAAGAGGAAACUGAUAGACAGAGCCCAGGAACAACACAGCGUCUUCCUAGCCACAGACAGGGCCAACCAGUAAAAUAAGACACAGAGGGUGGAUUUGGGGGGUUUUCGUUUUUGCAAACGUGCACAAAGCUACUCUCCACUCCCGGACACUGGUGUGCGGCGUUUGUGCAGCUCUGACCAGUACCUGUUCCCAGUCAUAUUGUGAAAGGAGGAAUCACGAGUGUGGUUUCUGUUAUUUAUGCUUUGAUUUGCAUCUGGAGACUGUGAAGCGGGCAGCUUCUGACCUGAAUCAGUGGAAGCAGGAGCGAGCGAGCACGCAGCAUGUGACGUGGCUCGCGUGUGCCCUGAGCUCCUGGCACCGCCAUGGAGAGGCGAGCAGUGUGAGGCUGCAGACCACCACUGGAGAAGGGACGUGUGCAUAUUUACGGGGAAGAAGAUGUUCAGCAGGCAAAGCGCUAUUUCCCUUGUGCCCUUUAUUUCUCACGUUGUGCAUUGUCAAGGAUAAAUGUAUGUGGAUAUCUGCUUAGCGUUACCACAUGUCGUUCUCGGCAUCUGUUACCUUCAAACUGUUGUGCGAUGAAACUGCUUUUAACUGGGGCUACGCUACAGGAAUUCCUGCUCAAUUUCACAGCGGCUCUACUAUGUACAUAUUCUGCUGGGGCUACGUAUAAACCUCUUAUUUACUGUAUAUUUAUGCUCUCUUAUGUGUAACAAGUCAUACCUGAUUAAUAUGAUGUCACUUUGUUUUUAGUGGUUCCUAACCAUUGUCCGGUAAAUGACUGUUCUAGUUUUGCGAAUUGACAAGUGUUUUGUUGCCCCCUCCUUGGAACUUUCUUUUCGUUGUGGGCUUAUUUCUCAUUGUAAGGAUAGGAUAAGCUAGUUUGUAUAUAGGGUCCAAAGACCGGGUGUCAAAGAAUUUGAAUAUCAGUACACCUUCCCCCAGGCCAAGUCUCCUCCCACAGAUAAAGCAGCACAGGCCCUCUGGCAGUCAGAAGCCCAAACUCCCUUUGAGUCUAAGAUGUGACUUUAUGAAACACAACUGAAAACACAUGAGGAAUGAUAUGCUGUCACCUGUAGUGCUCAUGUAGUUUCACAGGCCAGCUAGAGAAUUUUUCAGACUUUCACUUCAAACUUCAAUAUACGUAUAUGUAUUAUUGAAAGUAGUCCCCGAGUGACAAUGACAGAGCACCUACCAGUAUUUUUGGGUCACUGCAGAAGUUCCACGAGACCAUGUGUAGAAUUUAAGAAAAGAGGGUGAAUUCCUACAACUGCUGGUGAGGUCUCCUUCAUAUCCAAGACAGAGAGGAACAUGAUGGAAACUCGCCAGGGGACUUCCAGAGCAGCUGUUUCAAAACCAUCACUGUCCCCCUUGGGGAAUCAGUUCUUAAAGGGAUUUCCAUCGACUACUUCUAAAAACAUCAUUCUCUUCCUGACUGAUCCAGAAAAUUAGAACAAAAAGAAAUGGUUGCAGAUUUUUGAGGAUUAAAAAAAACAAACAAAAAAAAACAAAGCAAGGUAAAGCCUUUUUCUCACCUUGCGUUGGCAAAACUACCUCUUUAGCAUUUUGGUUAACUUUUGAGUCAAAAGCAUCUUUCCAAUAAUUAUAAAUGUCAUAUACGUUGUUUUGAAAAUAUUAUUGCUAUGAGAUAAGCCAUAUAUGAAUGUUGUAUUCAGCUUUAGGGUUUGCAUUUAAUCCUAAAGUGUUCACUUCCUUUCACAUCUAUUUACUAAGCAGGGAGGAGUCUCCUUAUCAGUAAUAUGUCAAUACCUGUUCUGCUAAUGGGAUGUUCUUUUCGUGCAUUAAAAAACUUCAAAAGUAUUUGUGGAAAUGUUUUUCUUUAGAGAUAUAUUUAGGAAAAAAAGCAACUUUAAAAUUCUACCCCCAAACGAUGGUCUUUAAAAAAAGAAAAUCAGACAAAAGUGUUUUAAAACCUAUGGUAGUGAGUACAUCUAAGACACUAACCAGUUUAGCUGUAAAUGACACUCUAGUGGAAUGGUUAAGACUACCUGAGUUCUAAUCUAGACUUAGAAUACUCUGGAGGCAGAUUAUUUAGUCUCUCCAGGCCUCAGUUUCCUCAUCUGUAAAAUGGAAGUAACAAUAUUAUCUACAUGAAGGGCUGUGUUUUAAGGGCUAAAUUAAAUAAAAUAUGUAUAAAUUAAGUAAAAUAUGUUUAAGGGUUAAACCAGGUAAAAUGUAUAAAGUAUGAUCAACACAGCAUGAUAUAUAUUAAGCACUACCCAAGUUAUUACCUGUUAUUUUUAAUUACCACUGUCUUCGGCGAUUUUAUUUCAAAAAUAUUCAUUUCUCUUUGUCAACAAAAUAGAAUGUGUGUGUCUGAAAACAUCAGUUCCCUUCAAUCUAUUGCUUGACACCUGGACAUUAUUUGCUCAAACUUCUAUUCUUAUGGGACCUGAUUUACAGCUAUAGCCGACCCAUAUUGUAGUGUAAUUUACAGCUUCAGGGUAGUUAUACAAAGAAGAUUGGGUAGUUUUCCAUAAAUAGCUCUACCAUUCCUAUACUGAUUCAAUGUAUAUAAAUAGAAUAUAUGAAACUGGUUUUCUUCCCAAUAUUUUCAGGUAGCUUAGCAUCUGUAAAAGAUGGGACUAAACUGUCUCACUUAAGAAAUUGGAGUGGGGGAUGGGUGAAAUGGGAGAAGGUGAUCAAAAGGUACAAACUUCCAGUUAUAAAUAAGUCAUGGGGAUCUAACACUAUACAGCAUAAUGACUGGACUGCAUAUUGGAAAGUUGCUAAGAAUACAUUUUAAAUGUCUUCAGGAUGAGAAAUGAAAAUUUGACAGAUCAGCACUUAGAAAAGCCCAUUCAUGACUAUGUCUUUGUUCUUUUUCAAGAUGCUAAUAUCAGUCACUGGAAAUGGAAUUUUCAUGUUUUGCUGGAGACAUUUGGAGAAAAACUAACACUCAGCCUUAAGCAUGUGAUUUCCAUAAAGGUGACAUGAUUCCUUCUCCAACUUUUGUUUUGUUUUGUUAUAAAGGGGAGCUGUGAGUAGGCAACAGAAAUAAUAGUAAAUAAUACUUCUGUUCAUUGGAGAGAAGUUUGUACACAGUGGAUACCACGUGAUCAUAGCAUGUUUGAAAAGGCAGAAUUAGAAACCCUAAAAAUGUUUCUGUAUCUUGGCCAACCUCAUUAUCCUCCCUCUUCUUUCAAGAGGGAUAGCCGUUCCACUUAUAUAUUUGAUCCCGUUCCCUCUUACUUUUGGGGGACCUUCAGUAUCCAUGCAUUUGGUCUCUUCAGCCCUUCCUCUCCCUCUGACUUAAGGUAUUCUUUCUUUCAAAGGUUUCAUUGUCCAAUAUCCUGAAAAAGUAACUUACAUUCAUAGAUGGCUUCAACCUUCUCCCAUUCUCAUCUUAACUCAUCCAUAAUCUUGUUUCUUUCCCACCACUGUAUUGUAAUUGUUCUGACACAAGCAGCAAUGACAUUCUGCUGGCUAAAUUCAAGGAAGAAGUUUGUCUUAUUGCCUUAAUCCUUUUGUACGUGUCGUAUCUGCUGUUUCUACCGAAUUUGACUCGGCUGUUCCCUAUCCUUUAGGAAUUCUGUUUCUUAUUUGGCUUCUGCAACAUUCCUAACCUGGGUUUUCUACUUUUCUGGCUAUUUUCAGUCAUCUUCUCUUUCUUGGCCCAAAUUAAAAAUGUUGACAUUUCAGGGGUUAGCCCACUGUUUAAUCUUUUCAUCUGCGUACCCCACCUGGGAAAUCUUAACGUUAUGCCUUCAGCUACAACCUGCAUGUUGUUAUCUGCCAAACCAAUCCCUGUCACCAGGUCUUCAGUAACUAUUUCCAAGCUGCUUCUAAAUAUCUUGAUCAGGGACACCCGCACCGCACUUAAUCUCAAGCACAAUCUAUCUAAACCUGAAUUUAUUGCUGUAUCAGUCAAGAGUCCAGUCAUGGACAUAAACUAGUCUAGGGGAUUUAACAUUGGGAAUUGUUUUCACAGGUGAUACAUGAGACAAGAAGCUAGCCUGGGGAUGGCAAGACAGCCCAGAGAUUAGCAACAGCAAGAAGCCACUAUCAUCUGUAGGACGAGAGGAAUAACAGGAAAAGGUGAAGUUUCUAGAAUCCAGAAGGCAUGGCCAUCCAAAUGGAGCUAGAACUAUAGCUGAGGCUAGAGCUAUGACCACUGAAGAAACUGGAACCAAAGACAAAGCUUGUCUGGUGGGAGCUGACAUCGUGGGAAAGAUCUGGUCACAAUGAGAGACGUUGCCUGAGGCAAAGUGAGAGGAAGAAAUACCCUGACUUCUCCCCGCCUUCCAACCUCCAGUCUACUGCCAGCAUCUGAUGCUGAGGAACUCAGGGGAAGGGCAGAGCAUAUACCUAAGAGCAAAGAAGCAAGUGAUCAGCAUAAUCACCAAAAUCUGCCCCCUAAGCAAUCCCUCUUCCUGCCUUUCCCAAAUAAUAGUUAAUAUCUGUAUCUACCUAGUUGGUUAAAAGCAAAGACACCAGUAUUCAUCAUUUACGCUCAGUGUUUCCUACAUCUAAUCUAUUACUAGAUUCUCGUGAGUCUACCUUAGAAAGCUGUUGAAUUUCUCCCCAGCUCUUCACUUUCUUUGUCCUAGACCUGUUGGGUCCUCUCUUCUUCUGAACUGCUCCAUUAUUAUCCUAACUAUUCUUGCCCUAGUUUCACCCACUCCAAUUUUUCAUUUAUAUUUCUACCAUUUAUUUUUCUGUUAAUGUAUUUUUUUC